AAGAAAAAAAUGGCAGCAGAAAAUCUCACUGUUGUGGUGGAGUUCAUUCUGCUUGGAUUUUCUGACCAGCCCAAGCUCCAAGGGUUUCUGUUUGGAAUAUUUUUGGUCAUCUACUUGAGUAUUCUGAUAGGAAAUGGUCUCAUCAUUGUUAUAACUAAAGUGGAUCCAGCCCUUCAAACCCCCAUGUAUUUUUUUCUUGGAAACUUUUCUUUCUUAGAAAUAUGUUAUACAUCAGUCACCCUACCCAGAAUGCUGAUAAAUAUUUGGACAAAGAAGAGAAAUAUAUCUUUUGUGACUUGUGCUAUACAACUUGGAUUUUUCCUUAUCCUGGGAAACCCUGAAUGCUUACUCCUUGGUGUAAUGGCAUAUGACCAUUAUGUGGCCAUUUGUAAGCCUCUUUAUUACCCACUAAUCAUGAACCAUAACUUAUGUGUCCAGUUAGUGGCUGGCUCCUGGAGCAUUGGGAUCCCAGUCCAGAUAGCACAGACAUACCAGAUUUUCUCUUUACCAUUCUAUGGUUCUAACAAACUCGACCAUGUUUUCUGUGAUCCCCGUCCAUUACUGAGGGUGGCCUGUAAGGAUACCUUUGUCAAUGAACUUUCUAUCUAUGCCAGUGCUAUGCUGUUUGUCAUGAUUCCGUUUCUGCUGAUACUCUGGUCUUACAUAAAAAUCAUGCCUGUCAUCCUAAAGCUCCCAUCAAUCACAGGAAGGUACAAAGCCUUCUCUACAUGUUCUUCUCAUGUCAUGGUUGUUGGAUUAUUCUUUGGGUCUAUAAUUAUUACAUAUUUACAGCCUAAGUCUAGCCACUCUGUAAAAAAUGAAAAAAUCUUCUCUCUCUUCUAUACAAUUUUGACUCCUAUGUUUAACCCUCUAAUAUAUACUCUAAGGAACAAAGAUGUUAUUGUUGCGCUGAAAAAGUUACUACCUAAAUGUGGAGGGACAAAGAAUAGAUAA
Molecule: messenger RNA, 954 nt
Organism: Phascolarctos cinereus (koala)
Lineage: Eukaryota; Metazoa; Chordata; Mammalia; Diprotodontia; Phascolarctidae
Product: olfactory receptor 10AG1-like
Biological process (GO): G protein-coupled receptor signaling pathway
Cellular component (GO): membrane
Molecular function (GO): olfactory receptor activity; G protein-coupled receptor activity
Source: RefSeq, a predicted model, not a curated record